Phanerochaete carnosa HHB-10118-sp is the source of this 542-nucleotide messenger RNA. RefSeq lists its product as uncharacterized. NCBI's taxonomy places the organism in Eukaryota, Fungi, Basidiomycota, Agaricomycetes, Polyporales, Phanerochaetaceae. The annotation marks the transcript as partial. The transcript is spliced from 3 exons. The record is from RefSeq and is a predicted model, not a curated record.
AUGCCCUCUGCAUCUUCUGCAACUGCCUUCCGUGAUGAGCUUGAACAGUUUGCUAAUGCCAACAGCUCGCCACCUGGCAGCCCCAGGCAACCGGCCACGGUUCUCGGAAAACGAAUCCGCCCCGCUGAGAGCACAAGUGAUUCGGAGGAAGAGGACACUAGCACUAUCAGAGGCCGCUCUCGAGAUCCUACUACCAGUCAAGAUGAUACUUCCCCUACCCACUCUACAGCACAGCCCGCAGCUAGUACCAACACAGUCAACCGAAACGUCCUCGAGUACGCCAAGAGACUGGGAGCAAAAACGAAGCUUCGUGCCGAGCAGCAAGAGAAGCUCAAUUCUUUUGCCACGGACUCUUCGGCCACUCAGGAGAUGAAGACCUUCUCACUUCUACUCGCCAUUCAGCAGCGGCAAGAUGAGUUUAUCACUAUGCAGGCUCCAUGGGAGCCCUCGGACGAACUAAUUGCCAACAUCCGAAACUACACAAUGGGCGUGUUACUUUCCAGCCGGCUCGCAACAUACAAGGGUGUCGUGCCAACAACUAU